This is a messenger RNA of Carassius gibelio (silver crucian carp), 4138 nucleotides long. It is a transcript of the gene prr5a, whose product is annotated as proline rich 5a (renal). The transcript is spliced from 10 exons. The coding region runs from base 271 to 1641 and encodes 456 amino acids. Gene Ontology annotation, cellular component: TORC2 complex. Lineage: Eukaryota; Metazoa; Chordata; Actinopteri; Cypriniformes; Cyprinidae. Gene Ontology annotation, biological process: TORC2 signaling. The record is from RefSeq and is a predicted model, not a curated record.
CGCGCGUGCACGUGUUGGGGCGUGAACGCGCCACAGUCUGGACCGCCGUCUAGUCAGACAGUUUGCGACUCGUGAAGCAAAAAGGAGGGGCGAAUAUUGGGGAUGCCACAGGAAUGAUCCAUUAACCCCGCACAACCCACAUCCGCAUUUAUGGAUUAGUUUCUCCCGAAGUCAAAGCCAUCAUAUUUAUUGUUUUCGUCAUCACUGAAGUUACUUAAAUAUCCCCACUUUGCACGCGGAGCACAUGACGAAGGAUCAGAGAUGUUCUGAAUGAAAGGAGGAUCUGGCAGCCUUUCGAUAACAAUGCUGGAGAACUUGAGCGGAGCCCACAUUGAUCGACCCGCCCCUAGAUCAUCCACGUUCAGCUUCUCUGCCCUGUUUGCUCUGCCACACCACCUUCACAUGGAUGGAAGCAGUCAUCCAUUCAGGAGGACUCUGUACCGCUUGAAGUUGGUAAGUUCUCCAAAUCUGAGUCAGCUGGGCAAAAAUGAAAAGGCUUCACUGGAGGAGAGAGGAUCAGGCCCCAAUGCCACAUGGAACAGCAUUCACAACGCAGUUAUUGCUGUAUUCCAAAAGAAAGGACUGGCGGACAACGAACUCUAUACACUCAAUGAAGGUGUGAGGCAGCUAUUGAAAACUGAGUUGGGCUCAUUCUUUACAGAAUACCUCCAGAAUCAGCUUUUAACUAAAGGCAUGGUCAUUUUACGGGACAAAAUACGCUUUUAUGAAGGUCAGAAGUUACUGGACUCUUUGGCUGAGACGUGGGACUUCUUCUUUUGUGAUGUUCUCACCAUGCUUCAAGCCAUCUUCCACCCCGUCCAGGGAAAGGAGCCAUCGGUGCGUCAGCUGGCCCUGCUGCACUUCCGAAACACCAUCACCCUUAACGUGAAGCUGGAGGAGGCUCUGUCCAGACCGCGAGCACGCGUCCCUCCCUCCAUCGUCCAGAUGCUUUUGGUGUUACAGGGGGUUCAUGAAUCUAAAGGCAUAAGUGAAGAAUACAUGAAGCUGGAGUCUCUCAUUCAGAAGGUGGUGUCACCGUACCUGGGCACGCAGGGACUGUGUUCACAUGAGUGUGGCGCCUCUCAGUGCUCCUGUGUUAUCGAGAGGCAUUUGCAGUAUUGCUGGUCCAAGUCUGCAGACCUGCCCUCCAGUAAUCCAGUAGUGCGCUCCAAGAGUUACAACAUCCCCAUGCUGACCCCUGUGGCCGAGUACGACUCUGAAGUGAGCUCUGUGGGCAGCGUCGGCAUCCGGCGUCACUCUGCGUGUGACGUCACUUCCUGCAUAGAGUCCCAGGGCUAUUCGGCCCUGUCUGUGGGAAUAGAGACCAGCUCGACGCCUAGACUCUCACUUGAUCAUGAUCUCACCCUCUCCGGUGUGAUGCGAGGGGCCACAGGACAGCCAGCUAUGAUUUCUCCACCCGUCUUCAUCCACACCUCCGCAGGGUGUCUGCAUGCAGGGGAUGCCCCGAUGGCUUUAUCCGAAGUGGACAAGGCCCCCUCAUCGCCCCCGAGCUGCUCCUCCAGUCCGGAGACCAUUGUAAUGCAGGGGCUGGACUCACUGGAAUCGGAUCCUGACGGUAUCUUCAUUGACUUUUCCCACUGCCGCUCCGAUUCUUUCGGAACGAGCAGGAAAACUAGCUGAUGGAAUCAAUUGCUGUGAAGAAUCCAUUUCAGAUUAUUUUCUGUGAACUUGUGAAGUAGCUAUGUAUGUUGUGAUUUUUUUUUUUAAAACUGGAAUUUCAUUCCUGCUUUGCGCAAAAGCCAAGGCUGCUUUGUGUGAAAAAUGGGAGAAGACUCAAUUUAAAGUGAUUGUUUUUAUAAUGUUCUAAACCUGUGGAUGAAUUUUUGAAUUUUUCUAGUUUUUCUUAGACAAUAGACGUGGAAUGUCUCCAUUUUAAUUAAUACACAUUUUACUGUCUCUAGUUAAUAGAAGCUUAUUUCCGCGAUGGAAUAAGAAAAAUUAAAAAGGGUGAUUUGAGGCUUUUUAUCUCACAAUUUAGAGUUAUUUCUAAUAAUUAAGACUUUUGUCUUAGAACUGCUGGAUUUGCAAGAAAAUUGCGAGAAAAAAGUCAGACAAUUAUGUUUCUUUGUUUUUGUAUGAAAAACUUAUUGUGAGAUAUCAAGUCAGAAUUAAGAAAAAAAGUCAGACUUCAAAAGAAGUUUAAAAAUCAAAUUCAUUUUCGAGAUGUAAACUCAAAAUCAUUUUCGAGAUGUAAACUCAAAAUCAUUUUCGAGAUGUAAACUCAAAAUCAUUUUCGAGAUGUAAACUCGAAACUGAGUUUCUAAUUUAAAAAUUGUGAGAUAUAAAUUCGCAAUUGUGAGAAAAAAGUCAGCUAUUUAAAAAAAAAAAAAAUUAUUCCAUGGCAGAAAUAAACUUCCACACUAAUUUUGCUUAAAGUGGUUGUCACAUUUACUGUGGUUUGUCGAAUUUUCGCAGGCGAAAUCCAGUUAUUUCAAUAGGAAUUCAUAAAGUUGGGAAUUUCACGUGAGGGAGAAAGAAUUCGCAAUGGGUACAUGUUUUCACAUGGAUUUGCCACUUCGACCAUCAGAAAGCUGAUAGGUUUAUUAGUUCUUCUGUGUGAGGUGUGCUUCAUACAUUAAUACCCAAUCAACAAUAGACAACUGGCUUUUUUAUUUGCGAAAUAUUGACUGCACCUUAAAUGAGCUUCACGUAUCGUAAUGUGUUAUGAGACGACAGUAUGCAUAAAUGUAGAAAUCAUUCUUGUCGCUCUUGACCACAUGCACUAUUUAUUGUCAUAGGGCUUUAAAUGUACUACAUUUAGUGCUUUUUAAUUAUUGUCAAGCUAAUCUGCACUCUUAAUGGUAUGAAAAUAAAUGAAUUAGUCUCUUAAUCUGUGAGAAUAAUGAUAAUGUCGCUAAUGAUAAUACAGUGCAGAACAUUGUACGUCUUUCUCAAUCUUGUUUUUUUUAUGUGACAAUAAUAAGCUGCCUGGAAGUUAAAGGGAUAGUUCACCUAAAAAUUAAUUGUUAUUAUUACCUGCUUACCCACAAGGCCUUCAAGAUUUAUGUGACUUAGUUUCUUCAGUAGAACACAAACUGAGAUUUUUUUACUCAAACUGUUGCAGUCUAUCACUCUUAUAAUGUAAGUGGAUGGGAAUCACAGCUAAAACAUAAAAAAAAAAAAAUAAACAAUCAAAUUAAACCCUGCGGCUUGUGAUGAUACAUUGAUGUUUAAAGACACAAAACUCGCUCAGUAGAGUUUUAACAGUUUGGAUAAUUGCUUGAAACAGGUAAAAAAAAAAAAAAAACUGUUUAUAUUGUGUUCCGUUUCUUGCACAGACUGAUCGUUUUGUGUCUUUGCACAUCAAUGUAUCAGCCAUAUAUUUUUUUUUUAAGCUGUGAAUCCCAUCCACUUACAUUAUAAGACUGAUAGACUGCAACGGUUUGUGUUAAAAAUCUCAGUUUGUGUUCCACUGAAGAAACAAACUCACCUACAUCUUAGAUGCCCUGGGGGUAAACAGAUAAACAACACAUUUUCAUUUUUGGGUGAACUAUCCCUUAAAUCAGGGUUUUCUAAUUGAAUGUGUUAACAAAAACUCCCUUUUAGUUAGUUGAUAAAAUAGAAUAAAUACAAAAAGAUGGCAUUAGAUGAAACUGGACUGCUAAAUUUUACUUUUUGACUAAAAAAGGGUACAUAAUCAGAAGGUAUUCUUUAAUUUAAUUAAAGAUUAUUAUCUGAUUUCUUUAGAAUUUAGGAUUUAAUUUAAUUGUUAAAUACGCUCAAGUAUAAUUCGAUAAAUGCUUAUUCCAGUUUAUGAAAUUGUAAUGAUGCAUAAAAGCCCCAUUGUACAAAAAAAAUUAUAAGGUACUAUAAAAUAGUUUUUUGUGGUUUUUGUUUCUGUUUUCUAUGUAUGUAAACUUUUUGUUUAGGUUAUAAGAUCAUGAAUUUCUCUGUAAUUGUAUCGAUUUGAGAUUGAGCAUACUAGCAUAGAUUUUUACACAAGCAACAUUUUCUAGAAAUGUAAAAAGUUUACAGAGGUACUUUAACACCUCGCACUGUCAUUUCUGAAAGUCUGUGCUUACUUUCAUAAGGAGUUUGUUAUCAGCUUUCAUGUGUGCUGCUGUGGAAAACCUCAACAAGGCAGAAUUUGUAGUAAAAUACUUUUAUGCUUCACGUU